AUGCCUCCACUCGUCCUUCCUCAUGAUGGUGUGGCGCUAUGCCAUUCUACUGUUUCUGUUGCCACCUUUACGAUGUGGCAUGUUUUAGAUACAGCUGCCAUGCAGGAGCAGGGUGAGACAACGGUUUCUAUCCGAGGGAUCGGAACCACAAAUACGGAGGCCGUUCAGGUUACGGUUGAUCGCUCUUCACCGCUGUCUGACAUCAAGAAGGUCCUGGCCGACUUAUACGACAGGCCUGAGAUCGCUGCGGAUGGCCAAUUUCUGAAGCAGAUGCCGAAUGGUGCCACUGUCAAGAUGCACGAUGCGCAGAAGAUCGGCACCAGGAAGGAGCUGCUUUACGAGGGCCCGCCGCUGGCCGUCGUGUCCGAGGCAAUUCCUCUGACGAAUCUCGACGAGUUCGAUGGUUUCGAUGAGAAGGUCGAUGUCCUGUCGCCACGCUCGCUUCGUGCACUAGAUCUUCAGGGGGUUUCUCCAGAUGAGUUGUACUAUGCUCCUGCUGAGUGCUUUUGGGAGCCAGACCUAGACAGAAGGAUCAUGCAGCUGCAUCAUGACUUCGUUGAGGCCUGGCGCCAGGACACCCUCUCCAUGUGCCGCGCCCAGAGGCGCCGGAUCCUUGAGCAGGACGUUGCUGCCGACUCCGAGUCGCCCGGCUUGGAGAGCUGGACAAAAGGCACACCCGGCUCGGCUCUUGUGGGGACGUGGCAUGAGAGAAGCACUGUCGGAAAGACACCUUCAUCCCAUGAGCAGAAGACGAAGAUCACAUCGCAACUGGGGAGCGACUGCUACACGUCAAAAGGGGCAACUUUACGAACGAUUGUGGCCCGCAUCGAACAGGGAGGUAAGCAAGAUGAUGCUGUCGAUCGCUCGCAGCGGUCCUAUCAGGUCUUUGUCUCUGGCUGCCAUGCCACGCUUCUUGAACACCUCCGGUUGGCUCGCCUGAGGAGCAGAUCGCUGGAACGGGUGGACAUUGGCAAACUGGAUGCAUCGAUUGUCAGUCAGAAACAAGGAUGGACAUUGUGUGGAGACGGGGAUCUGGAAUUCAAGCUAGACUUUCUGUCCCAGCAGGAUCUUCAAUACUGGAUGCAACUGGAGAAGGUCUUGGAGCGCUCGCAUCCUGGUCUUCCACCGCAUGCCAGAGCGGAAAGUCAACCCUCUAAAGGUGCACCGAAAUCUCCUUUCUCGUCUGAGGUUUCCGGGAAGACUGCAAAGGAAGCAGUGGAAGAAGUUGAAAGGCAGCGCCGGAGAAGUUCGAAGCAAAGGCACCAGGCAUUGCAGUACGCACCUGCCUAA
Messenger RNA from Symbiodinium necroappetens, 1290 nucleotides. The record is from the annotation of a GenBank genome assembly. Lineage: Eukaryota; Dinophyceae; Suessiales; Symbiodiniaceae.